Molecule: messenger RNA, 3695 nt
Organism: Ictidomys tridecemlineatus (thirteen-lined ground squirrel)
Lineage: Eukaryota; Metazoa; Chordata; Mammalia; Rodentia; Sciuridae
Source: RefSeq, a predicted model, not a curated record
GCCGGAGGGGGCAGGAAAGGAUGCGCUGCCCAGAAGUGGCGGGGGCGGACCUCGCUGGGUCCGGAAUGACCCCCGCCCUCCGGGUGCCCGCCUCCCCUUGUCGUCCGGGGCGGGUCCGGGCGGGGCUGCGGGAGCGGUGCACCGCGGGGCGCGGGAGCGCAGUCCGGGGUCGCGGGAUGCUCCGCGCGCAGCCUCGCGGCCCUUGAGGCCUCCCUGCCGCCUCACCGCCUCUCCGCCUCUCCACCUCUCCCGGCCGGCCUUGAAACCUCCGUCCAGCCUCACCACCCUCGCCAGUCCCCAGAGGUAUUUUUGGAAAAAGAAAAUCACAAUUCGGAUGGGAGAAAGGACAUGAGGAGACUAAAGACCUGGGAUUUUGCUGAUCAGAAUGAAACCAAUGUUGAAAGACUUUUCAAAUCUAUUGUUGGUGGUGCUCUGUGACUAUGUCCUUGGAGAAGCCGAGUAUCUCCUCUUAGGAGAGCCAGGCCAUGUAGCACUAAGCAACAACACCGUGUCAGUGGAUUUCCAGUAUGCUGAUGGUGCUAACGGGACGCUGAGGAAUGUGUCUGUCCUGCUGCUGGAGGCCAACACCAAUCAGACUCUUACCACCAAGUACCUCCUGACCAACCAGUCCCAGGGAACACUGGAGUUUGAGUGCUUCUACUUCAAAGAGGCUGGCGACUACUGGUUCAUGAUGACUCCGGAAGUGAUAGACAACAGUACUGCAGUCCCCUGGUGGGAGAAAAGUGCCUUUCUGAAGGUGGAAUGGCCCGUCUUUCACGUUGACUUGAACAGGACAUCCAAGGCAGCAGAAGGCACCUUCCAGGUGGGCCUUUUUACCAAUCAGCCACUGUGUCUGUUUCCUGGUGACAAACCUGACAUGUUAGUGGAUGUCAUCUUCACCAACAGUCUUCCUGAGGCUAGGACAAGUCCAGGUCAGCCACUAGAGAUAAGAACUACCAAAAGGGCAGAACUCACUCAAAGUCAAUGGGUUGAGUUUGGCUGUGCACCUGUGGGGCCAGAGGCCUAUGUCACCGUGGUGCUAAAGCUGCGUGGCCAAGACUCGGUCAUCACUUCCACAGGACCCAUUGACCUGGCUCAGAAAUUUGGAUAUAAAUUGGCGAUGGUGCCAGAGCUCACGUGUGAGUCUGGAGUGGAGGUGAUGGUCCUGCCCCCACCGUGUGUCUUCGUCCAAGGAGUGGUGGCUGUCUUCAAGGAGGCCCCCAGACGCCCUGGAGAGAGGACCAUUCAGCUAGCUGAAAACAGCUUGCCCCUGGGAGAGAGGAGAACAGUGUUUAACUGCACUUUGUUUGACAUGGGCAAGAAUAAAUAUUGCUUUAACUUUGGAGUUUCAAGGAGAAGCCAUUUUUCUGCAAAGGAAAAGGAAUGCAUGCUCAUUCAGAGAAAUAUAGAAACUUGGGGACUGUGGCAGCCGUGGAGCCAAUGUAGCGCUACGUGUGGGGAUGGUGUCAGAGAACGUCGCCGAGUAUCCUCAAUGUUGACUCCCUCCAGACCUGGCUGCCCUGGAGUGUCCUCGGAGGCCUCCCCAUGUUCCCUGGAGGAGUGUGCUGCUUUCCGGCCAGCCAGCUCAUCCCCCCUUCCACCGCAGGGUCCGGCAAAGUCCAACAACAUCGUGACGGUCACUGGGAUAUCCCUGUGCCUCUUCAUCAUCAUUGCCACCGUCCUCAUCACUCUAUGGAGGAGGUUUGGCCGGUCCCCCAAAUGCAGCACCCCGGCUCGACACAACUCCAUCCAUUCCCCCAGCUUCCGGAAGAACUCGGACGAGGAGAACAUCUGCGAGCUGAGCGAGCAGCGGGGAAGCUUCUCGGAUGGGGGUGAUGGGCCUGGGGGGAGCCCAGGGGACACGGGUAUCCCUCUGACCUACAGGCGCAGUGUGCAGGUGACUCCUGAGGACGACGCCUCUGGCAGCGAGAGCUUUCAGUCCAAUGCACAGAAGAUAAUCCCCCCUCUGUUCAGCUACCGCCUUGCCCAGCAGCAGCUGAAGGAGAUGAAGAAGAAAGGACUGACCGAGACCACCAAAGUGUACCAUGUGUCUCAGAGUCCCCUGACAGACACCGCCAUAGACUCUGCGGCUGGUCCCCCCUUAGACUUGGAAAGCCCAGAAGAAGCUGCAGCCAGUAAGUUCCGGAUCAAGUCUCCAUUUCUGGACCAGCCUGUGGGGCUGGGGAGUGGCGGGGAAAGGCCUCCCUCCAGGCUGGAUUUCAACAUGUCUCAGGCCAGUUGUGCCAUCAGCCCCAGCCAGACUCUGAUCCGCAAGUCCCAGUUGAGGCACACGAGUGGCAGAGGGGCCUCAUCAGAAAGGAGCCACCCCAGGAAUUCCCAUUUCAGGAGGACGGCGAGUUUUCAUGAGACCAAGCAACCCCGACCAUUCCGGGAGAGGAGCAUGUCCACUCUGACUCCACGGCAGGCCCCCACCUACAGUUCUAGGAUGCGUACCUGGGACCAGGCAGAGGACAGGUUUAGGCCUCCGAGUCGAGGUGCUCACCUGGUUCCUGAGAAACUGGAGCAUUUCCAAGGAGCAGGUGGAAUCAGUGGUCCAUUGAGCCCUCUCCCUAAACCCUACACCAUGGGGCAGCCUAUGCGGAAAGCAGACCUGGGGGACCGCCAGGCAGGACUAGUGGCAGGAGUGGAGAGAACAGAGCCCCACAGAGCUCGGAGAGGACCAUCCCCCAGUCACAGGAGUGUCUCAAGGAAGCAGUCUUCCCCCACGUCUCCCAAAGAUAGCUACCAGAGGGUCAGUCCACUGAGCCCUUCUCCAUGUAGGAAAGACAAGUGUCAGAGCUUCCCAGCCCAGCCUGAGUUUGCCUUCUAUGACAACACAUCUUUUGGCCUCACUGAGGCUGAGCAAAGGAUGCUGGACCUCCCGGGAUAUUUUGGCUCAAACGAAGAGGAUGAAACCACCAGUACCCUUAGUGUGGAAAAGCUGGUCAUCUAGGUCAAGAAUCUGCCUGAGACUUCACACAACAGGCGUCCUUCACCCAGGUUGCACUAUCAACUGCUCCUGUAGCUCCGAGGACUAUUUUGUGUAAUGGUUCGUGAGGCAGAAUGUGGGAAGGGAGUUGCUCACACACUGGGGGGGACACGUGCAUGUGCACAUGUUUUAAUUCAUAAGGAAGAAGUUAUUGAUCCUGAACUUUUCUUUUUGCUACCCUAUUUCUAUUGGCUUAUUACUAAUAGCAAUAACAAAAUUUAAACUAAGGCAAAUAGAACGUGACCUAUCAUGUGGCUAUGAAAGACCACAAGAUGUGCCUUGAGCAUGAUGUUCUUUGAACACUGCACUGGAAGUUUCCUGGCUUGAAGCAGAUCUCUGGAAGCCUUAACUCAUCAGUGCCAGAGUAAAGUCAGCUUGGUAUCACAAUUUUGAACUGUAAAUUUUUAAAGUUAUAAACAUAUAAGCAUUGGCUCCUGCAGGAGCAACAUUGAACAGGUUUUGUAUCUGGCUGAUUGAGUGAAUUAUGGUUAUUAGACCACCAAGAAAUGUUGACCCUACAAGUUAUUCCAGAAGAACUUGCAGGAAAGAUUUGGGUGACAUCUUAACAUUUUUUAAUGCAAUGAAGAGUUCAUAUGACUUGACAAAAUUAUGUGAAUUAAUCCUGCUUUAGAGAAAUGACAUAACCAUUUGAUUGUUUAGGUGGUGAAUCAAAUAAAGAACUAGCCAUCAUUGUUCUGGGAAAAUA